AUGUCUCGUUUCGCUGGCAAAGUUGCUAUUAUUACUGGAUCCUCCAAUGGAAUCGGUAGAGCUGCUGCUGUGCUGUUCGCCAGAGAAGGAGCUAAAGUGACCAUCACCGGAAGAAAUACUGAAAGACUCGAAGAGACAAGACAGCAAAUAUUGGCGGCAGGAGUCCCGGAGGGGAAUGUGAAUUCGAUUGUGGCAGAUGUCACCACGGAUGCUGGACAAGAUCAAAUCCUAAAGAGCACUUUGGAGAAGUUUGGAAAAUUGGAUAUUCUUGUGAACAAUGCUGGUGCAGCGAUUCCAGAUUCUCAGGGAAAAACUGGAAUCUCUCAAGGACUUGAUACCUACGAUGCUACUUUGAAUCUGAAUAUGAGAAGUGUGAUCGCUUUGACGAAGAAGGCGGUGCCUCAUUUGACAGAGACCAAAGGAGAAAUUGUCAAUAUUUCUAGUAUUGCGUCGGGGCUCAGAGCGACCCCAGAGUUCUCGUACUACUCGAUCGCCAAAGCCGCCCUUGACCAGUACACCCGUAACACUGCAAUCGCUCUCAUUGAGCACGGCAUCCGAGUAAACUCAAUCAGUCCUGGACUAGUCGCCACCGGUUUCGGGUCUGCAAUGGGCAUGCCUGAACAAGUCGCAGACAAGUUCUACUCAGUGAUGGCAACAAAGAAGGAAUGUGUGCCGGCUGGAGUUAUGGGACAACCCAACGACAUUGCAGAGGCUAUUGCUUUCCUGGCUGAUCGAAAAGCCUCCUCUUAUAUUAUUGGUCACCAACUUGUUGUUGAUGGUGGCAGCUCACUCAUCAUGGGUCUUCAUUGUCAGGACUUUGCUGCUUUGUUGAAGUAA
Molecule: messenger RNA, 837 nt
Organism: Caenorhabditis remanei
Lineage: Eukaryota; Metazoa; Nematoda; Chromadorea; Rhabditida; Rhabditidae
Exons: 3
Coding region: 1-837 (278 amino acids)
Molecular function (GO): oxidoreductase activity
Source: RefSeq, a predicted model, not a curated record